This is a messenger RNA of Medioppia subpectinata, 1543 nucleotides long. NCBI's taxonomy places the organism in Eukaryota, Metazoa, Arthropoda, Arachnida, Sarcoptiformes, Oppiidae. The record is from the annotation of a GenBank genome assembly.
AUGAACACCACAUCCAAUACAGUGUAUCCCGAUUUUGGUAUCUAUUCAUCGGAAGGAAUUCCGUUAUACAAUCUGGGAGUCAGUCCUCAUUUGAUAGCCAACGGUGCCGUCACUUCAGCGCAGAAUUCAUAUCCCUAUCAAACAUAUCAAACCCCUUCAGGUCUAUACCUGACCACCAAUCCGGCCUCAUUGGCCGCAUCACAGCUAAUCCCACAAUUCCAGACAUCGACGGGCGCCGCCGGCCCUCACGGCUCCGCAACUUAUCCACUGCUCGCCACUCCCUAUCGAUUACCUCUCGCACAGAAUGUGAAUCAAAUGAAUUCUUACAUUCAUAUGUCUAACGCCACUACACCUCCAUUGAGUCAGACCUCAUCGGUUCCCAUACAAGUGCACACGAGUGUCGCCAAUUCAAUGAUGGGUUCGGACGGCUCCCACGCGGCCAACAACGCGGCUAUGAAUGCCAUAAACAACGGCAUGUCUUCACUCAAUUUCCUUCAAUCGCCAGUUUAUGCCAUUUCUCCAAAUAUGCCGAAUUCGGGUCAAUCGAUGGCUUGCGUGCAAAACGUUCAGUUGAAGACCGAUAAUCGGCCGGAUAUGAGCGCUGAGAACGGCUCAAUGAUGUCACCGAAUCCGACACACAUUCUUGAAUUGAUGCCGAUGUGGACCCAAAACGUGCCAAACAUGCAGUCAUCGCAGCAAAAGAUGGCUCCCAAUCGAUACAUUCAAUACUCGUCGACCGCGAAACCCCAUCCCAACCAAAACACACCGCAAAACACGUCCGCACCCGCGAAGGACAGACCCGACAGACGUAAUAAUUCUAGUUUUAAUAAUAGUCAUCACUAUCGCAAAUCGGCCACCGGUUCCGUCGGCUAUCAUCGGUUGUCCAACAAAGCGGGCAAUGGGGGCGCCGGUGGCGGACACACUGGUUACGGAUCGGCGCAAAAUUCAUACCAAAACCACACUAAUUAUGCGAAUAAUUCAUACGAAAAUGAGUGCCAAAUGGUUCACAACAAUUCACUCCCUAAUGCACUACAAGGGCUGCCAUUUGUCAAGCAUAACAAUCGCUUGCAUACCGUGCCAUUCAAUCACCAGCCGAUGUUCAACGUUGUUCAACAGCAUCACCACUCGCUCGCUAACGGCACCGGCGGUGGUAUCGGCGGCUCUACUACUGGUGGUGUUGGGAGCGGCGGUCAGCCACCGAUGAUUCCCAAAUUGGUUAACGGAGUGCCGAUCUAUACGUUUGCGGCCAAUAGUGCUGGCGGUGGCGGUGGUUACGGCUCUCCACUGACACCACCCCUAACCCCAGGCACUCAUCAAAUGGUUCACAAAUAACUACUCCUUUAUAACAAAACGCAUUCCAAUCGAUGUUUAUUAUCGACUUAAAAACAUCCUUUCAUUUCAUUUCUAAUAACCGUUUAAUAGAGAAAAAUAGCGUUUAAUUAAUGGACAAAAUCGAGUGAUUAAUGAGAAAACUAGUCAUUUAAACAAAGAGUAAACGAAAAACACAAACAAAUUUAAUGUGAAAUUAAGUUCUCAUUUGCAG